Brachypodium distachyon (stiff brome) is the source of this 831-nucleotide messenger RNA. RefSeq names its product aquaporin NIP3-2. Gene Ontology annotation, molecular function: channel activity. The coding region runs from base 1 to 831 and encodes 276 amino acids. The transcript has 4 exons. Gene Ontology annotation, biological process: transmembrane transport. Lineage: Eukaryota; Viridiplantae; Streptophyta; Magnoliopsida; Poales; Poaceae. The record is from RefSeq and is a predicted model, not a curated record. Gene Ontology annotation, cellular component: membrane.
AUGGAUGUCUCUGUGAACAUCCCUGUAGCUUCCUCCAUGGAAAGCAUGUCCAAUGAUGACAUGCUAGCCAUUGCCGUGCCUCGAAAUUCGCCUUCCUUCAAGAUCAUGCCAUUGCGCGACGACACGAUGGCAUGUUCUUCGCCUGACCACUCUAUCCUCGGCACGAAGAGGGUGGCGGUUCUCCUUGUUAAGAAGGUGAUGGCCGAGUUCUUGGGGACAUUCAUGCUGAUCUUUAUCCUGCUGUCGGCGGUGGUCACGAACGCGGUGCAUGGUGGCGUGCUGGGCCUGUUGGGUGUGGCGGCGACGGCGGGGCUGGCCAUUGUCGUGAUCGUGUCGGCACUGUUCCACGUGUCCGGGGCUCACCUGAACCCAGCAGUGAGCAUUGCCAUGGCCGUGUUCGGCUACCUCCCGCGUGCCCACCUGGCACCUUACAUGGCCGCGCAGCUCCUGGGCUCGGUCACCGCCUCCCUCGCGGCCAAGGGGAUCUACCACUCAACGAACCUUGGCGCCAUCGCCACCACCGUGCCGACACUAGGCAACAUGGAGGCCUUCUUCAUCGAGUUCAUCACCACCUUCAUCCUCCUCUUCGUUAUCAUCGCCGUCGCGACCGAUCCCAAAGCAGUGAAAGAGCUGGUAGCAGUGGCAGCUGGGGCGGCAGUGAUGAUGAACGCCCUCGUCUCUGCGGAGUCGACCGGAGGGUCCAUGAACCCGGCGAGGACGCUGGGGCCGGCGAUCGCCACUGGGACCUACACCAAGGUCUGGAUCUACAUGCUGGCACCGCCGCUCGGUGCCAUCUCCGGCACCGGGGCCUAUAUUGCCCUCAAGCACUGA